AUGGUUCGCUGGGCCAUCCAAACAAGGAACUGCAUUUGUGCAUUCCUACCCUACAUAUUUCUUUUCAAUGAAGCAAUCACUGAGGCGUCCGGCUACAAGGUCGCCUCAUUUGGAGGCGCGGUUCCUCCCAAAAGCAAUGAAUCUCUCAAACCAGGAGGCGCAAUUCCUCUCAGCGCCCUGCAGCUCGGGACUGCCGAGAUACAGGCAGGGGCAAUCAUCGAUGCCGUUGAUGCCUGCUUAAGUCAGCGGAUGGUGGCUGCAGAAACGGACGACUGGAAGUUGGUACGUCUCAACAAGGUGCGGCGAGCAGAGAUCGUCAUCAGGCUUGUGCGUGCAAACAUCAGCCUAACAGAGUUUGGGCAGCAGUGGUCUGACGAUGAAGCGGUCAUCGAGGCAACGAAGAUGGCUGGUAGACAAGCCGCAGAGGAGAUCGCCCACAAAGAGUUCGAAGAGACCAUCGAUCGGACGCUCUCCGGUUCUACUCUCACGCAGGCUGCAGCACAGGAUUUCGCAGCCAAGAUGGAAGAGAUGGCUGAGAUGUGCGGGCAAGGUGAGGAAGGCCGACAGCUGGCCCAUGACGAGCUUGAGGUCAUGAAAAGCGGCAAUAUGUCUGCCAUGGAGUCCAUCAUGGCUCAUGAGCUGGCAGUUUACGUCGAGGAGCUGUGCCAGGUCAACGUCCUGGACACCGACUUUUUCGUGACGCGGCUUGGUGACAUCUCGGACUGCAACGAGCUGAUCGGCGUCUCCCUGGUCUCGAAAGCACAAAAAGCAGGUCGGAAGCUGGACUACUAUGCCAAGACCGCCGUGGUCCUUCACAACAAGGAGAACGGAGUUGGACACCAGCUUGUGCACCUCCUCCACGGCCAUGGGCACAGUGAGAAGACCCACAACGUCGAAAGCUUCCAAAGUUCCUUGCGCAAUGCCAGCCGGGACUCUGCAGAGCAUGUUCCCACAAUGGCACGGCUCCGGCUUUUGGACCUGAAAUACUACGAGCACGUCCAUGGCUUUACAGUGGGGAAGUACUGCCAGGGAAGUAUGGGGUCCGAAGCUGCCCAGUGGGUCAAGGACAGCCCGGAAAUCCAGAACUACGUGGACUGCCUUUGUGUGCGGCAGCAGCCCUCGCUGCUGUGCGAUGCGCAGCACCACCAAGAGCUGGAAGCCAUUCGUCCGACGGUGAUGAAGCGUCUCGAACAUGCCAAGGCUUCUGCGCACCCGGCGGUUUUGAUGCAGAUCGCCGAGUCGAUGAAAGCCAAGGGAAUCGGCCUGGGUCCGUGCUUGGCUGGCGAGGGUUUCUCUUGCACCUUCUGCGUGGCGGGCCAGGGCUGCGUCGACUCCGGCGGGGGUUUCUCGAUGGACCACCUGGCGGCGCUGACCGCCCUGCUGAAAGGCCCCAGCAGCUGCGUCGACGGAGCCUGCGGCGUUUGCAUGGGCGUGAAGCCUGGCGAUCCUUUAACCUUCGGGCUUCAGUUCGGCGUGUCGGUCGCGCAGUGCAACAAUGCAGCCGCGUUCUUCUCCAGUUUCCACAUCUUCGCUUCGUUGAGCAUGUGCAUCGGCGGUGUCCUCGGGAAAAUCGCGAGUGCCAUUGGCUGGACUGCUUGCGCCGAGCUUGCCAACGUAGCGUACUAUCCUUUCAUCAACAAGAUGACGAUUGCAUUGAUGCUACCAAUCUUCAUUCCUCCGCCGCUGGGGGUCUCCGCCGGUCUCGAGGUGAACUUGAACCUCGGUGAUUUGACACCAGCGGUGUACAAGCACUGUGGAAGCCAGGGCCAUAAGGAGUUCAACUGCUUGCAGUCAAUGUUCGAUGCCAGGGGGCCCACGGGCGUGAAAGUCUACGUGAAAGUGCUCAUUGGCGUGAAGAUCCCUGUGCUGGGUGAGGUGGGCAAGUGGGUCGAAAUUCUGGGCUUUGAGGUCGCCGAGGAAGACAACUCCAGACAGUUGGCGAUGAACAAGGCAGGCGUCACAGUCGAGUACAUCGGCAGCAACUCAGCCGGAGGCGAGCUGUGCGGCAAGACCUUCUCCAAUGUGAACUGCAUCCAACAAGCAGGUGACCCAGGUUACCGGGCCAACACCGCGGACAACCACAAUGGCGACAGGUUCCAUGUUUACAGGAAUCCAAAUGACCCGAAUGACCCCAGAGCCUUGUGUGUGAGGCGAGUGGAUCAUUGGAACGGAGGUUGGGGUAUGAAGCUCGAAAUUGCUUGUAAAGUAGACAACAACCAGAACGGAGGAGGAGGAAUCUUGAUUCCAUUCGGGAGCACUCACCACCACCAGAAGUGCGUGAUGCCUUCGCAGCCCGUUCACUGCAAUUGGUGGGCAGGAGAGCGAGGGCACCGUCUCGGUUUUGACCAGCAUGAUGCCGGAUUCUCGCUAUGGCAUGAGGGUGGUCGCGUUUGUGCACACCUCAACCACCGCAGGCGCAGAAGGCGAAGAAAUGGGGGCCGACGACGAAACCGACGUCGAAACAACAACGGCUGGGACAUGAACCUUGUAGUGGAAUGCGAUGCCACCGGUGGCGAGGUUGACUACGUAGUCCAAACCGUGGACUUUGGCAAAUCCGCUACGAACAUGAAGUGCGUUCUACCAACACACAGUAUGGAGUGCGAGCACGAUGCCGGCAACGCCUUCAAGAGAGCAAAUGAUCACCAAAACGGAGACACCUUCUCAAUCUGGACUUCUCACACGACUCACCUGUGUGUGCGACGGACGGAUAGUGGAGGUGGCUGGGGCAUGGACUUGAGAGUUCAGUGCAAGCAGCGCCAGCAGCUUUGGGGCAAGGCUGUGGUGAGCAUUGGCUCCAGCACUACUCAGGAGAAGUGCGUCUUAGAGCCACAACGACACUUGUAUUGCGACUACCUUGCCGCCAAUAAGGAGUACCGCAACAGCGCUAAAGACAAGCCGGACAGCUUCCACGUUGAGCAGAGGGACGGGCAUGUUUGUGCUCGCCGCACGGACCACACCGACCGGCGCCGCCACUUCCGCCGGCGGCGACGGAACCGUCGCCGCAACGAAGGAUGGGGAGUGAACUUGGAGAUGGAAUGCAAAGUUGACAUAGGGCCCUUCCUGGCUGUGGACAUUGGGCCAUCCAUGGCACCGUCCGGCUACAAGUGUGUUUUGACUACUCACCAGGUGCACUGUGAUGCAGAUGCAGGCAACGUCAAUAAACGUCUCAACGAGGAGCGAAAUGGUGACACCUUUGUCGUCUGGCAGUCGCAUACACAACACAUAUGUGCAAGGCGCACAGAUGUCAUGCCAGGGGGCUGGGGCAUGCACUUGCGGCUCCAGUGCGACAAGCAGGCAAAACACGAAUGGAGGCCGGUGCGGGUGGUCCUUGGCUCCAGCAUGAAGAAUGAGAAGUGCUUCCGAGAGCCCAACAACAAGGUCUUCUGUGACACUUUGGUCGGGGAUCCGGAGCACCGGCUUAACAACAACAUCCACAUGAACUUCAUAUUCGACAUCCAGCACCGCGGCAACAACAUAUGUGUGCGUCGUACCGACAAUGUUCAUCAUGGCUGGGGUUUCCAGCUUGAAGUCAUGUGCAAGCAGUUUCCUUAUGCUAUCAGGGCGGCUCCCGCACAGCCGGUGGGGCUCCAACCUGCUGGCAUGUCGGCCAUGGUGGCGUGGUACAAGAGCGAGGACGCGAAUCCAUUUUGGAGAAGUUCCGUUGGCAACUGGGAGGGUCGUGUGACCAAGGGCAGUGUCACCAGAAAGUACGAAGCUGGUCAUGGGGCCACAGGUGCCGUGGCAUACAUUCUUGGCAAUUCUGGUGAUGGCUUCAACUUCUUCCAAGUCCUGACACCAGACUUCACCAUUUGCUCGGUUACCCGCUAUGCCGGACCCACCCAGAAGCGCAUCCUCCAGAACAACAAGCCCAACUUUCUUCAUGGCCAUUGGUUCGGAAAAGUUGGAACGGCCUUCUACAGCACAUGGGUUAGCCAGGGGGAGGUGGUUGCCGCAGAGCAGCGCCAGGAUUGGCUCGUGAUGUGCGGCAACAGCAACGGAGUCGUCUACAUUGGCCGGGAGAAGAAGAACGUCGGCCAGCACGCGGCCGUGAAGACCAGUGGGAACGUGGACCUGUACGUCAACGAGGGCCUCCAGGAAUUCUCCGACUUUGGUGUCAUGGAGGUCAUCACUUGGAAUCGGCCACUCAACGACGACGAGAUGUGGACCAGCAUGGAGUACCUGAACUGGAAGCUUGAGGCCAGACCUGCUGACGUGUCGUCCAUGGUGGCUUGGUUCAAGAGUGAGGAUGCGAAUCCAGUUUGGCGAAGUGCCGUUGGCAAUGUCUAUGGUGAGGUGAUCAAGGGUGGUGUCGCUAGAAAAGUCGAAGCAGGAAACGGUGCCAAAGAGCCAGUGGCUUUUCUCAAGGGCGACACUGCUGCCGGCUUCGAUUUCGGCCGGAUCAUGAAGAAAGACUUCACCAUUUGCUCGGUUACCCGCUAUACCGGAGGUGCCAUGCAACGCAUUCUCCAACACCACUCGCAUAACUUUCUUCAUGGCCACUGGGCAGAAAGGGUUGGAGUGGCCUAUUACGGCGGGUGGGUCGUCGAGGCGGGUGUAAGCAGCAAGACCGACUGGCUCGUGAUGUGCGGCAACAGCGAAGGAGUCGUUUACAGGGGCAAGGAGAACAGGAACAUUGGACACAACGGGGAGGUGAAGACCAAUCCAGAUGUCCACUUGUACAUCAACAAGGGGUUUGACGCCGAAGUCUCCGAUUUCGCUGUCAUGGAGGUCAUCGUUUGGAAUCGGGCUCUUUCCGGUGACGAGAUGUGGAGCACCAUGUUGUACCUGAACUCAAAGCUCGAGCACGGCUCGCAGUGA
Molecule: messenger RNA, 4818 nt
Organism: Symbiodinium sp. CCMP2456
Lineage: Eukaryota; Dinophyceae; Suessiales; Symbiodiniaceae
Source: the annotation of a GenBank genome assembly